Molecule: messenger RNA, 1275 nt
Organism: Dujonia railenensis
Lineage: Eukaryota; Fungi; Ascomycota; Pichiomycetes; Serinales; Debaryomycetaceae
Source: the annotation of a GenBank genome assembly
AUGAGCGCUGAAGAAGACCCUCUCUUAGCAGCCUUAAACAACGAAACCAACGGCGAUACCGCAACCAAUGGCAAUGCAGAAGAUGCCUCUGUCGAAGCUACCCCUGUAGAUGCAGAAAGAGAAAGAGCAUUGGGUAAAUUCAAGUUCAGAUUGAAUGAACACCGUAAGUGGGACUCCAGAUUGAAGGAGCUUCGUCUAUCAAUACGAGACUUGGACAAAAAUUACGAUAAAACCGAAAAUGAUAUCAAAGCCUUGCAGUCCGUGGGGCAGAUCAUUGGGGAGAUCUUGAAGCAGUUGGACGAUGAACGGUUUAUUGUCAAGGCGAGCUCCGGGCCUCGUUACAUCGUCGGUUGUAGAAACACCAUCAAGAAGGAUCAGUUAAAGAAUGGUGUCAGAGUAUCGCUUGAUAUGACCACUUUGACAAUUAUGAGGAUCUUGCCCCGUGAGGUUGAUCCAUUGGUUUACAAUAUGACGACGUUUGAACCUGGUGAAAUCCUGUUCAAUGGGAUCGGUGGGUUGACAGAACAAAUCAGAGAGUUGAGAGAAGUCAUUGAGUUGCCCUUGAAGAACCCUGAACUUUUCACUCGUGUUGGUAUCAAGCCUCCUAAGGGUGUGUUGUUGUACGGUCCUCCAGGUACCGGUAAAACAUUGUUAGCCAAGGCUGUGGCCGCUACCAUCGGUGCUAACUUCAUCUUCUCGCCUGCCUCCGCCAUUGUAGAUAAGUAUAUUGGGGAACUGGCUCGUCUUAUAAGAGAAAUGUUUGCAUAUGCCAAGGAACACGCCCCUUGUAUCAUUUUCAUGGAUGAAGUAGAUGCCAUCGGAGGACGUCGUUUCUCUGAAGGUACUUCUGCAGAUCGUGAGAUCCAGAGAACUCUUAUGGAGUUGUUAAACCAAAUGGAUGGUUUUGAUACUUUGGGACAAACUAAAGUUAUAAUGGCUACUAAUAGACCAGAUACCUUGGACCCUGCGUUGUUGAGAGCAGGAAGAUUGGACAGGAAGAUUGAAAUAAGUUUGCCUAAUGAAGCUGGUAGACUCGAAAUUUUCAAGAUCCACUCUUCUAAGGUAGCCAAGCAAGGAGAAUUUGACUUUGAAGCUGCUGUGAAGAUGUCUGACGGUUUCAAUGGUGCUGAUAUUAGAAACGUUAUCACUGAAGCCGGAUUCUUUGCGAUAAGAGAGGAGAGAGACUACAUAGUGCAGAACGAUUUAAUGAAGGCUGUGAGAAAGGUUGCAGAACUGAAGAAGUUGGAAGGAAAGCUUGACUACGAAAAGCUUUAA